AUGUACCCGAAGUCCACAGCCCGGGGCGUCGAGUGGGAGCAUCGCUGUGACCACAUUUGCCACUGGGCAGACCUGACGUGGUUCGCUCUCGACUUUGUGACCAUCAUUCCUUUCGACAUCUUCAGCUUGGCUUUCGGCACGGACAACUUGAAGGCCAG
Symbiodinium necroappetens is the source of this 158-nucleotide messenger RNA. The record is from the annotation of a GenBank genome assembly. NCBI's taxonomy places the organism in Eukaryota, Dinophyceae, Suessiales, Symbiodiniaceae.